GGCUCACCGGUCUAUAGUUGUUCGUGGAGUGACUAUCGCCCUUCUUGAAGAUAGGACUCAGCGUUUGUAGGGAAGGAAUCCACUACAGUGUUCUUAUUACAAAUUUAAAAACAGAUUAUCUCGAUGAGUACCUGAAAGAAAGUUUUUGUUGGUUACUUAACUAACAUCUCACGUACAGCCGGUAAAGGACUCAAACCCAUAAUAACUGUACUAAAUGGACUUACUGUUAACCAUUGUUCAUAAACACAUGCUGUCUAUGUAUAAGAUGAAUUAAUGUGAACGGCACUGAAGGCGGCCAGUGUUUGUUGUGGUGCUGCCUGGUGCAACACGUUACUUGGCUCAGCUUUAAUUAUUAAGCAAGGAACGCAUAGGUCUACAGAAAUAAUACGCAGGAACAUAGCUGAGCCUGGUUGACUUAUUGUAAAUACACUGGGCAGUCGCUGGGAAAAAUUUGGUUAUGCAGCCAUGGCUAUCUCACAUGGUAAUCUUUUGAAAAAACCUCAAGUUGUUGAAGAUAUAUUGGAGUCUGAAGAUAGUGGUAGUGAUGAAGAAUCAGGAAAUGGUAGCGAUGUGGAAGCUGAAGCAGAAUUACAUAGCUUAGAAGAUAUUAAGCAGGAAGAGGAAGGUAUUUUAAAAGGAACGGUAGAGGAAAUACUUGAAUUGGAUGAUAAAGAGCAUAAAGCACAGGACCAUAGUAGCUGUGAUGAGAUAAAGGAAGAGGAUGUCAGUGAUAAUGAAGAUGACAGUGUAAAUAAUAAAUCCGUUCCAACAGAGGAAUCUCUGAAAACUAUCGGUGCAGUGGAAGACCCCAGUGAUGAAUCAGAGAUGGACUCUGGUGACAAUGAUGAUAAUGACAGUGAUGCAAGUGAAGUUUACAAGGAUGAUUUUGGUGGUGAUGAAAGUGAAAGUGGUGUUGAAAGUGAUGGAGAUAAUAACAAGGAGGAUGGCAGCUCAGGGCUUGCAAAUGUGAUGACUAGGAUCUUGGGAACAAAGAAGUCAGACAAUGUGAUUUUAUCAAAAGCAAAGAAAAAUGAGAAAAUUACAAAGCCAGUUGAUGACGCGAGUGGUGACAGUUUUGAGGUCGUCGACGACAGCGGAAAAGUAAAGAAAGAACCAAAUAUUAAGUUGGAGAAUGAGGACCAGAAAGCCACAGAAACAUUACACGAGAGAGAGUUGCGGAAAAAAAUUUGGGAAAAUAGGUUCAGAGUGAAACCAAACGUAAAAGAAGACCGGGAGAAAGAGAGACGUCUCAGGGUGUUGGCUACACAGGGUGUAGUGCAGUUGUUCAGUGCCAUUGAAAAACACAAGAAUAUGAUCCAGCGGAAACUAUCAGAAACUCGGAGUAUUAUGGGACGUGAAAAAGUAUUAGAGACUACUGGCAAAGAAGCUUUCUUAGAAGUUUUGAAGCAGCAAGGAGAAAAGGUUAAUGCACCCCAGGAAGAGGAGUCUAUUAAAUCGGAAAUCAAAGAAGAACUAGUGGAUCUACCACCUAAGAAGAAACCAAGAUGGAGUGUGCUGGCAGAGAACUUCUACAAGGAGCCUACACUACAAGGCUGGGACCAACAAAGUGACGAUGAAAGGUAAACUGGUGUAAGGUUGUCGAUAAUAACGUUGUUGAAGGAAGCUUUAUUUAAUUAUAAACAUAUUCAACUUGGUACACAUAUGUUUUUCAUUCAACUUAGAGGAUAAAUCACACAGACCUUAGAAUCCCCAUCGUAACCGAAUGAUUAACUCAAUUGAUGCGAUUCCCACACCCUAUGCAGUAAACAAUGCCAGUGCAAUGGCCACACCAUAUGCGGCUAUAAAUUUUCCUGCCCAUACCUUGAAUCUUACUGCUGAUUGGUUUGCUGGCAUUUAGGGAGGCAGUCAUGACCCACAAAUUAGCUCUAGGCCUGCCAGUUUCUUCUUAGUCAUGGCUGAGAGUAGAUGAGUAUCCAAGCAUCCCUGUCAUGGUCUGAGUGUCUUAAGAAAUUAAGGAAGGAUUGUGAUUGUUUGGUAAUGAAGAUAUGGAAGACCCUGGAUACGAUAAUAGUAAUGUGUGUGUGUGUGUGUAUUUAUGCAAGUGUAUAUAGUAUACAGUAAUCCCGUGUUUUUUGCGGGAAUACUCUUUUAGGAAUCACUGCACCUGUGACCACCAAGCAGCUCAGGUAGGUCAUGCACUUAACCACGCCAUGCUCUCUACUCAUGGCCCAGUGGUCACACUGAUCACUGAUGCACUGUACUGGCAUUUACUAACAUCAUUACUGUAUUUGAAGCUAAUCAUAUUGUAGUAUAAUAAUGAAAAAAUGUAAACACAGUUAUAUACAAUACAUAGUGAUUUAUAUCUUACAUGAUAUGACUAUGGCUA
Messenger RNA from Homarus americanus (American lobster), 2347 nucleotides. RefSeq names its product RRP15-like protein. Gene Ontology annotation, cellular component: preribosome, large subunit precursor. The record is from RefSeq and is a predicted model, not a curated record. The transcript has 5 exons. Gene Ontology annotation, biological process: maturation of LSU-rRNA; maturation of 5.8S rRNA. Bases 466 to 1584 code for a protein of 372 amino acids. NCBI's taxonomy places the organism in Eukaryota, Metazoa, Arthropoda, Malacostraca, Decapoda, Nephropidae.